Trichomonas vaginalis G3 is the source of this 1350-nucleotide messenger RNA. Its product is annotated as regulation of choline O-acetyltransferase protein. Lineage: Eukaryota; Parabasalia; Trichomonadida; Trichomonadidae. The coding region runs from base 1 to 1350 and encodes 449 amino acids. The record is from RefSeq and is a predicted model, not a curated record. The transcript has a single exon.
AUGAAGAAGCCGACUGGCGACAAUCUUGGUGGAACAGGAUUUAAUUUCAAGUCAUAUGGAAGUUUUCCAGAUUGUGUGAAAGAUUCUUCUAUCCAAUGUCCUACAAAGUAUAUUAAUUAUAAGCAAUAUUGUGGUCCAGCACGUUAUGAAUUCUUUAACCCUACAAAGGCAGAUUUUGCACCAUAUACUUAUCUUUUUGACUUCGUUAAUCUUACGUAUCCAUCUCGUGUUUGCCCUGAUGGUACUGCAAUUUUGCCUGGGGCUUCUUUUUAUAUCAAUUGGUAUGAAGUCUGUGCCCCGUAUACAUGUGAUAAGUAUGAUAGUUAUACAUUGAAUGUAACACAUAAUGGAAAUUCAAAGAUAAUAACAUGUAACAAGAACAACGUCGGUGCACAAUUCACAUAUGAAGUUCCAACAUCAUGGGGACAGGGUAUAAGAACAGCAACAUGCGUUUAUCCAGAAAUAUUCUGCAGAACUGUAAAACUCCAUGAUAUGAACUUUGUUGCUGAUCCAUUUGACCUUAACACUGUCCAGCUUGAAGAUCCAUAUAAAACAUCAAUAUCCACUCCUACACCACAGACUCCAACACCAACUCCACAGACUCCAACUCCGAAGACUCCAACGCCACAAAUACCAACUCCAACUCCUAAGACUCCAACGCCACAAACACCAACUCCAACUCCGAAGACUCCAACGCCACAAACACCAACUCCAACUCCGAAGACUCCAACUCCAACACCACAGACUCCAACGCCACAAAUACCAACUCCAACUCCUAAGACUCCAACGCCACAAACACCAACUCCAACUCCGAAGACUCCAACGCCACAAACACCAACUCCAACUCCGAAGACUCCAACUCCAACACCACAGACUCCAACGCCACAAAUACCAACUCCAACUCCGAAGACUCCAACUCCAACACCACAGACUCCAACGCCACAAAUACCAACUCCAACUCCUAAGACUCCAACGCCACAAACACCAACUCCAACUCCUAAGACUCCAACGCCACAAACACCAACUCCUACACAGAAGACUCCGACCCAAAAUUCGCCAACAGCUAAAUCCGAAAUAACAAAUAUUCCAAUCGAAACAAGUUCAUCACCACAAAAUCCAGUUGUAGCACCAUCUGAAAAUGACAGAGGAAAGAGUAGUCCAAGGGGCAAUGAUGAUUCCAAGUCAGGAUUAGGCUCUAAAGGACUUUCAACAAAGAUGUUGAUAAUCAUUUGUGCAGUAGCUGCUGGCGUUGCCCUCAUUAUCACUAUUGCUACUGUUAUUGCAUGCAAGGCCAAAAGAACAAUGGAACAUUCAAGUGAUGAUAUCCUUCAUGAAGAAUUCCUUGUCUAA